AUGAAAAAGAUUAACUUCUUAAAUUAUGUAAUGAAUUCAUACAUAAAAAUGAUAUGUAUAUAAAAUUUCGGAGAUUAAUAUAUCUUUUUGAAUUUAGCCUAAGCAUUAUUUAAAUAAGGGUUGUUUGAAUAAGUUAUUGAAUCAUAGGAUGAAGCAAUGAAAAAGUACAAGAAUAUUUUGGCUGAAAAAAAUAUAUUAUUUAAAACUAUUUUUAGUUAAAGCUUUAAAUGA
Paramecium primaurelia is the source of this 231-nucleotide messenger RNA. NCBI's taxonomy places the organism in Eukaryota, Ciliophora, Oligohymenophorea, Peniculida, Parameciidae. The record is from the annotation of a GenBank genome assembly.